Molecule: messenger RNA, 1377 nt
Organism: Amborella trichopoda
Lineage: Eukaryota; Viridiplantae; Streptophyta; Magnoliopsida; Amborellales; Amborellaceae
Product: BURP domain-containing protein 6
Source: RefSeq, a predicted model, not a curated record
AAAAUAUAGCCUAUAAAUAUGGGCACCAUGUCGCAUGGCCAUUGCAUCUCAUGUACAAUGGCAAUCCCCAUUCAGAGCCUCUUCUCCUUCUUCUUCUUCGUGUUGCUUAUUUGCGGUGAUGCAAGGGUUUUGGAAGAGCAAAACCAAGAAACCCCAUCUACAAACGACUUUGAUCCUGAGAAAAACUUCCUUUACUAUAAUUAUGCCAAACAAAAGACCCCAUCUACAGAGGGCUUUGAUCCUGAAAAUAUUAUCUGGUACCAUAAUUAUGCAAAAAAAGAUGAAGAUAGCAACACUAUAUCUCACCAUCCCCUAAGCUCAUCUCAAACAGCAUCCACAAAGGAUUUUGAACCUGAAAGCAGUGUCAAAGAAAUGGACUCACAUUCUCAUAUAACCAGCCAUGAUCGUGCUCCAGGAUCCGAAAAUGUUUUCUUCCACAUGAAGGAUCUCAAGGUUGGAAACAAACUUGACCUCUACAAUAUGGUUGACAAAACCUUGGCAGCCACCUCCCCUCUACCACGCCAAGAAGCCGAUUCCAUUCCCUUUGCAUCUGCUUCACUCCCUGAUAUCUUGCAUCGCUUCUCGAUCCCUCCGGACUCACCUCUAGCUAAGAAAGUAGCAAGGAACCUUCACAUAUGUGAGUCUCCCCCAUUAAUGGGCGAACGCAAGUUUUGCGCCACAAGCCUCGAGUCCCUGCAUGACUUUGUCUUAUCGAUCUUGGGGCCUAAAGCUAAACCCCAAGUGCUGGCAACUACCUUGCACAACGAAGAGAAUCGUCCUCCCCUUGUGCAAUCUUACAUUGUGAAAGAGAUUAUGCUUCGAUUAACACCACCAUAUCUGCCCGUUUGUCAUCCAAUGACUUACCCGUAUACUGUGUUUUAUUGCCAUGUCGUGGUUAAAACCACGGCCUUGAUGGUGAAGCUAGAAGAUGAGGAUGGAAGCAAAAUGGAUGCUGCAGCAGCUUGUCACUUGGACACCUCUGACUGGGACCCCGACCAUGUUUCUUUCAAGGUGCUUGGCAUCAAGCCAGGCACUGAACCUGUUUGCCAUUUCUUUCCAGAGACUCACUUGGCUUUCAUUACGACUUCUCUCGAGGCAGCCGUGUGAUCAUGAUCCUGAACCAUGUUGGAUGGUCAGAAUGCCAUUGCGUUUGCAUGUAAUUGGGUUUGUGUGUUAGUAACAAAGGCAUUCUGUAGUUAUAAAUAAGGUAAUUUUCAACCAUGUCCGUCCUCUUAUCAUGUGGUGCUUUUAUCAGCAGUGUCAUUGUAGUAAACCAGUCUAUGUUUUUGUAAUGUUGUUUCAACCAUGUCCCUCCUCUUAUCAUGUGGUGCUUUUGUUAGCAGUGUCAUUGUAGUAAACCAAUCUAUGUUUUUGUAA